CAUUCAUCGAAGACAGAUUGGUGAUUUAUUGAAUGAAAUUGACCUUAACCAGAUUAUUUGGAAACGUCGAUUUCAUUUUAGAGGGAAGAAGAAGAAUGUAGGUUAUGAGCACUGUUGACAACUGGAUAUAAACAAUAAUUAUAUCAGAAACAAUGAGUAAAGAAAAAAAAGUUGAUCCCGGUUGGAAUGAUCCUCCAAUGUUAAAUUACAGCCCUUCAAAUCCACCUCCGAAAUCGCGUAUAACAAACAAACGGGUGGCAUUUCCAUUAAAUAGUCAAUCUGCGGCCCCUCUGGAUCCUUCGAAGCCCCCGACUUUACCUCCAUUAGUUCCUCCUGUAAAACCAUUACAACCAACAACUCCACCAUCUGGCUCAAAUGCUGAAAGUUUUGACAUAUUGCAAAAUGAAUUUGCUUCAACGUCUGAAAGUCUAAAUAACCUGUUAACUGGUGUAAAUAAUGAAGAUGUUAAGCAGAGGAUUGAGCUAAUGAAAAAUAUGUGGCAAAAUGGGAAAUUUACUCAAAGUGUUCAAAAGACAAUACAUGAGUUAGUCCAGAGUAUAUGUGACAAAGAUGUGAAUAAAGCUAAUGAAUUACAAUUAAAAUUAAUGAUGGAAUCUUCAGCAGAAUGUGGUACUUGGAUGACUGCUUUUCGGCACUUGAUAACCAACCAAUAAAGUAAAAAUUUUUAAUUUAUGUUGUAUAUAAUAAAUAUUUGUUUUAAUAAACCACAUUCUAUUUA
This is a messenger RNA of Aethina tumida (small hive beetle), 739 nucleotides long. Its product is annotated as steroid receptor RNA activator 1-like. Lineage: Eukaryota; Metazoa; Arthropoda; Insecta; Coleoptera; Nitidulidae. Gene Ontology annotation, cellular component: nucleus. The transcript is spliced from 2 exons. Gene Ontology annotation, biological process: regulation of transcription by RNA polymerase II. The record is from RefSeq and is a predicted model, not a curated record. Bases 153 to 674 code for a protein of 173 amino acids.